ACCCCUCACGGCGUCCACCCACUGUCGCUAGGAGUAAGUGGUGCGGGGUCCUGACUGAAGCCAGGGUCUGAGCUGGGCCCAGCGCGCCGCCCCGCGAGCAAAAUCGCCACUAAGAGCCGGGGUCUGCAGGGGCGGGGCGUCCUGGGCACCCGGGAUUGGCGUGUAGGGAGCCGUCUCCCGUCGUGCACCGGGGCACCGUCUACUCACCCGGAAGGAGAAGCUGCGACUGGCUAUAUGGUAAGGUGCUGGCGGUGUCGCUGUGGAGAGUGGGUGCUGCUCUCAGGUGAAGAAGCGUGGGCGGGGCCGCAGGGACUGGGUGCUGCUUUGAGGAGCCAGCCCGGAUCAUUUGUUGGCAGUACAUAUUGGCUGAAGUCAGUUUUCAUUUCAAGAUGUUUUCUUCCAGUGGGCUUUUGGUGUAGGAUGUUGGAGAACCAAGAGCUGGAGGAGGUGAUCACUGUGCGUGUUCAGGACCCCCGCGUGCAGAAUGAGGGCUCCUGGAAUUCUUAUGUGGAUUACAAGAUAUUCCUCCAUACCAACAGCAAGGCCUUUACUGCGAAGACAUCCUGUGUGCGUCGCCGCUACCGUGAGUUUGUGUGGCUGAGAAAGCAGCUACAGAGAAACGCUGGUUUAGUGCCUGUACCUGAACUUCCUGGAAAGUCAACCUUCUUUGGCAGCUCAGAUGAGUUCAUUGAGAAGCGACGACAAGGUUUGCAGCGCUUCCUCGAAAAGGUCCUGCAAAGUGUUGUCCUCCUGUCAGACAGCCAGUUACACCUCUUCCUGCAAAGCCAGCUCUCAGUGCCUGAGAUAGAAGCCUGUGUCCAGGGCCGAAGCUCCAUGACUGUUUCUGAUGCCAUUCUUCGCUAUGCUAUGUCAAACUGUGGCUGGGUCCAGGAAGAGAGGCAGGGCUCUUCUCAUUUGGCUAAAGGAGACCAGCCUAAGAGUUGCUGCUUUCUUCCAAGAUCGGGCAGAAGGAGCUCUCCUUCACCUCCUCCCGAGGAGGAACAGGACCGUUUCGAGGUGUGGGCUCCUGUUGUUGACUCUGAGGCUCCUUUGGAAAGCCCCCCUGCUCCACUCCCUACCUCAGCAUCAUGCUGCGAUUUUGCCAGACCUGACGAGGGAGCCUCUGCUCCUCAGCCUGUGAGGAGGUCGGUGGGAGGGGACCAUGCUGUGCCUUUGGAUCCUGGUCAUUUAGAAACAGUUUUGGAAAAAUGAGCUUUGGUCUGAGCUCUGGGUCCUGCUCUGGGCCCAGGGGAGAAGAUGCAGGCAAGGAGACUAACUUGGGCACAGGGCAGGUGUUGGGGAGGUUGGGCUGCUCAGUAUCUUACAGUUGCCUCUGCUCGGGUUGGUUGCACAGAGGUCUGUCAUGACAACUCCUCAAGCUUCCUCCAUAGGAAUAAACACUGCAGAUGUUUGUAUGUUAAGCGUCAGGACCAGGGGCUGUUGGUUUUGAACAGAAUCCCACAUUUACUCUCUUGGGAGCUGAGUUUCUUUAGCUGUUUGUUAAUGGGCCUGGGAGCACUGCCUUAGGUGACUGGUUUUGGGGACCUGUAAGUGGCAAAUUUUAAGCUGCCAUAUUGAAUAUUGUCCCAAGAAAAAUGCUUGUGUCAUUGUAUUCUCACUGGCUCUGUUUUUGCUGCAGGUCACGGAGCACUUUGUUUCCGAGAGGCUGGCCUCUUGCCUACCUCCUUACAUGGACAGGGUGGUGAAUAUUUAUUCUCUCACUUCCUUGCGUUUCCUCCAUUAAUACCACUGAAUGGGACAGUGCUGUAACUCCUGUCACUGGGGUUCCCUGCAUAUCCCAGGACCUCAGCCUGGCCGUGUGGGGCCUGAGACCCACAAAAUAGCUCAUGGCCAUCCAUGAAAGAGAAGUGGUUGUUCACAGGCAGAGGAAAGGCAAUAGCUCAGGGAGCUUUGUUUUGGUAAAGGCUGUCCCAGGCUGUCACUGUCUCUUCUGGUUACAAAGCAGAGACGUGACCAUCUUUUCUGCAGGGGUAGCAUGGGCUCCUUUCUUUUUUUUUUGAAUCCUUUUCUUCUCCCUUAGUAAGCGCUCCCUGCCCCCAGGGCUUCAGCUGCCACCUGUCCCUCUGCGGUGUUGCCGAGAGGCCGUAUGUUCAGUCCAAUGGGGCGCAAGGGCUUUGUUUCUGCCUGGAGAGAGGGCUCUAGGGAUGGAGAUGAGGAACAACAUGCCUCCCUUCAGACAAUGAGGCAUUCUGCCCUCCUGCUGCCAUAAUUCCUCUCCACUGAGAGCUGGAGCUGGUAGGAGAGGAGUGCUGCUGGCAUUCUGCAUUGCUCUGCACGUAGGCUCGUGUGCACUUCUUGCCCACUCUCCCUUCUCUGGCCAUCCCAGCCUGUCUGUGGGCUCUUUUACUACCAGCCUAUGCUGUGGGACUGUCAUGGCAUUUAGUUCGGAGUUGAGGGGCUUUGGCCUGAAAUAAAAUUCAACUAUUUAAGA
Messenger RNA from Rhinolophus ferrumequinum (greater horseshoe bat), 2452 nucleotides. It is a transcript of the gene SNX11, whose product is annotated as sorting nexin 11. The transcript has 8 exons. Gene Ontology annotation, biological process: intracellular protein transport. NCBI's taxonomy places the organism in Eukaryota, Metazoa, Chordata, Mammalia, Chiroptera, Rhinolophidae. Gene Ontology annotation, molecular function: phosphatidylinositol binding. The coding region runs from base 235 to 1212 and encodes 325 amino acids. The record is from RefSeq and is a predicted model, not a curated record.